AUGGGUGAGAAUAUUGGAAUUUCGUAUCAAGAAACGGGGAAGGGGAGAGAUUUGGGUAAUCAUGGUGAGUCUGGUGAGGUUGCGUUUGGGCGGGAUUUGAGCUUGCAUCCUGAUAUGGAGAGGCAGGGGUCUGGUGGUGGAAGGGAAAGCGCGGGGGUGGCUGGAUAUGUGGCGUCGGAAUCUGGCGGAGUGCCAUUCCCCAUGCAGGAGGUUGUUCCAAGCACCAGUGCGAUUGCAGCUAAUAUUAGAAACCGCAGUUUGAAGGCGUCCAAGGGCCAGAAGAUGGACGGUGCCAGGAGGUCUGGUUCGACGUUUUCGGAGUAUAUCGGGGAUGGGAUGAGGCACGAUGAAGAGGAAGAGGAUCAAACGUCGAUUCCGAUGAUGGUCAAGUCCAAGGCUCUUUACCAGAAUCCGCAGACUCCGACUGUUUUGCCCUCUAAUUAUCAGCCCAUCAACCAGUGGUCGCAGUUCAAGGACCGGUAUCUCAAGGAGUUUUUCGCCGAGUUUUUGGGGACGCUCGUUUUGGUAUUUUUUGGAGAUGCGGUGGUUGCGCAGGUGAGGACGUCGUCACAAUCGCGUACUCGUUUGUUUCUUUCCAAAUUGGACGAGGGGUCGCUUUCUGCAGAUACAAUCUCAUACCUGCAGUACUUGGUCACGCCGGAUGUUGCUGGAUCAGGUGUUUCUGUGUCGCUAUGCUGGGCCGCUGGAGUUGUUUUGGGUUUCUAUGCAUCUGGGGGAUCGGCGAUUUCCGGUGGGCAUUUGAACCCUGUGGUGACGUUGGCCAACUAUUUUUUUAGAGGGUUGCCCGCUAGAAAAGUUCCUAUUUACUGGGCCGGGCAGAUGCUGGGUGGUUACUUUGGUGGUUUGUUGACGUUUUGGUAUUAUCAUUCUGUUAUAUUGGAAAACUUUCCUGAUUGGAGAACCAAUGAGGCUGUCAUUGGCUGUUUCUCCGUGGUUCCUUUGCCGUACUUGACUCCAAGCAGACAGUUUAUUAGCGAAUUGGUCAUUGGUGCCUUGUUGAUCUUGGGAAUUUUUUCACUUACUGAUCCCUAUACCUGUCUGUCUCCGGAUUUGUUCCCUGUGAUGUUAUUCUUGUUGAUUUUUGCUCUAUUGGCUGCUGGUUCAUACCAGACAGGAGCAGCUUUAAAUCCAGCGCGUGAUAUAGGUCCGCGACUCGCUAUGUGGACUGUCGGUUUUGAUAGAUCGCUGCUCUGGAGUAAACAUCAGCACUUCUUCUGGGUUAUAUUGACAGCACCAUUUAUUGGUGGGUGUUUGGGGGCUUUGAUAUACGACGUCUUGAUUUUCCAAGGCCACGAGUCGCCCGUCAACCAACCGGUCGCCGUUUGGAUGGCUAAGUUGAGAAGGAAGAUAAGCCCUAGAGGAAGCAAGAUGAGUAAUGACGGAUCUUACGGUACAAAUGCUGACCUGUCGAUUUCUGAAAAGGAGAUCCAAAUUAGCGACAUCCAAAGCAAUCGUAAAGUCUCCCACAGGGAUGUUGCCUUCAAGUCUGCUUCCAAUAACGCGAUGACGGUGGGAUCGCAAAAGCAGUGA
Eremothecium cymbalariae DBVPG#7215 is the source of this 1551-nucleotide messenger RNA. It is a transcript of the gene FPS1, whose product is annotated as Fps1p. The transcript has a single exon. Gene Ontology annotation, molecular function: glycerol channel activity; water channel activity. The coding region runs from base 1 to 1551 and encodes 516 amino acids. NCBI's taxonomy places the organism in Eukaryota, Fungi, Ascomycota, Saccharomycetes, Saccharomycetales, Saccharomycetaceae. Gene Ontology annotation, cellular component: plasma membrane. Gene Ontology annotation, biological process: glycerol transmembrane transport; water transport. The record is from RefSeq and is a predicted model, not a curated record.